UGUUGUUUUGCUUUUUCUCAGAAACCUGUUCCAUUUACUUUAGCAGCACUGACUACUGUUAUCAUUAAUUUUUACUUAUACAUAUCUGCAACUCAUUGUUGCAGGAGUAGCAGAAGUCGACGUGGAGUGUGCGCUGUUCGCAGCACAAUAGGCUAGCAUGUCUAGCGGUGCGGAUACCGUUAGCACGGCGGGAAGGGUACGUUCGUCACGGAACACUUCGGCCGAGAAUCAAGCCAUCCAAUCCGUCAUUACCAAGGGCGAGAAGCAAUUAGCAGAACGGAGAUCAGAGAGAGCAGAGGCAAGGAGACUGAGAUUACGCAAUCUCGAGGAAGAACGACGGGCGGAAGAUAAAGAUGAAGAGUUGAACAGCGGAACGGUGACUCCCUCACGGCGUGCCAUCAGAAAGCAGGAAUCCACAGACCCGAUGUUUUCACCGGACCUUGCUGAUCUAUACACAAAAGACAAGGUCAUAGCCAUUGAGAAGAAAUGGCGGAGUACCAUGGAAACGAACGACGAACUCCUGGAGCAAAAGAUCAAGCUGGUCCAGGAAGUAGACAAGAUGAAGGACAGGAUUGAAGAUGCGAUUGAUGUCCACGCUGAGCUGCUAUGUGAUCGUGAUCACUACAUUGAAGCAGUGAAAGAGAGCCAAGACAGCGCUACUCAUCAACAUGAAGAACUGGAACUACUCUGUGCUCAGCUUGUAGCUCGACAGCAGUACAUGCAGGAGCUUGACAUGGAGUGGCCACCGCAGCACUUACUCAACGGCGAUGAAGGUCACAGCACAGAGGAAGGUGAAAGUACGUGCAAUCAUACCAGCGAAGAGGACACCGAGGUUACCACGGAGGAAGACGAGUACGAGGAACGGCUGCUGAGGCGACCCAGUCAGCACGAUAUCAAGGAAAGACAAAAGCAAAUUCUGCUCACACAGAUUGGUCGCUUGAAACAAGAAGUUCAGACACUUCAGCAGGAGCUCAAGGAACGGAAAUCCGACACAUCGACGGCUGAUUCAAGCAAUGCUGUUUUAUUGCGAGACACGACGCGGCUGCUCAAUGAUUACAAAGCGAGAGUUGAAUCAGCCGAGACUGAUCAAGAGCGCUUGACUAGCCAGGUGGACAUGCUGGAAGCCCAAGUCAAGCGCUUAAAGGGCCUGCAAGAGGAGUCUGAGGCAAUGGAGGACGAACUGAAGCUGGAACGGCGCAAGUUACAACGUGAGAUGCGACAAGCUAAAAACCAAGCCGAAGAACUGGAGGUGGAAAACGAGCGAUUGCAGAAACGAAUCGAGCAGCUAAAACGACGACACCAGCGAGAUUAGUUUUCGCUGACAAACGGCGCGUUACCAAAUGAACAGCUA
Messenger RNA from Sycon ciliatum, 1351 nucleotides. RefSeq names its product leucine-rich repeat flightless-interacting protein 2-like. The transcript has 12 exons. The coding region runs from base 158 to 1312 and encodes 384 amino acids. Gene Ontology annotation, biological process: regulation of DNA-templated transcription. The record is from RefSeq and is a predicted model, not a curated record. Lineage: Eukaryota; Metazoa; Porifera; Calcarea; Leucosolenida; Sycettidae.